AUGGGCCUUGCCCUUUUUGCUGGAUGCUUUUUGUUUUCUGUUCUAGCCGCUGCUAAUGUGAACCCCGAAGAUCUGUCUGUCAGUGAGAUUGAGGAGCAACUGCAGAGCUGUGCCCUUGUGGAGUCUCUGAAUGAAUAUAAACGCGCCACCACUCCCCAGACACCUAGCUUUACUGCCAAAAUAUUCUCCGUUCUCUUCCCAGGGAGCCCAGCUGUUAACGCGCUCUUGGCCACGGCUUAUAUCUCUGGUCCUCCCAAUUUUCUCCUAGCACUAUGCCCUCCCAAUAUCGAUCCCUCGUCGCUGUCGGUCAUGGUUGCCUUCGCAGUGGGUGGACUAUUGGGUGACACAUUGUUCCACCUGCUCCCAGAGAUUUUCUUGGGUGAAAGUUCUCCAGAUCAUGUCAGCUUUGUAAUGGUCGAACCGAACAAGAAUCUCCUCCUCGGUCUCGGCAUCAUGGUCGGCUUCUUCACUUUUGUUGCAAUGGACAAGACCCUGCGCAUCGCAACAGGGGGCGAGGGUGGCCAUGACCACUCGCACAGCCAUGCGCACGCCGACACAGCAACCGCAUCUACAACUAGUGCUACUGUCAAUCAAUCCACUGGUGAGCUGAAGCAGCGCAAGAGAGCUCAACCUACCCAGGAAACUCUUACCUCAACGCCAGAGAAGGAGAUCAAUCCUAGCGUCAAGCUGGGCGGGUACUUGAACCUCAUUGCUGACUUCACUCACAACAUCACUGAUGGCCUGGCCCUAUCUUCGUCUUUCUAUGCGUCGCCUACUAUCGGCGCCACUACCACUGUCGCCGUGUUCUUCCACGAAAUCCCCCAUGAGGUUGGUGACUUCGCUCUGCUGAUCCAGUCCGGGUUUUCGAAGAGAAAGGCCAUGGGUGCGCAAUUUGUUACUGCAAUUGGUGCGUUCCUCGGUACUCUUAUUGGAAUUGCUGUCCAGGAGUUCGGCGGUAAUGGGACCAUGGUUGAAGACGGUGCUGCUUCCGGACUCUUGGGCACAAGCCUUACCUGGGGUGAUAUGCUCCUUCCCUUCACUGCAGGAACAUUCCUGUAUGUUGGCACUGUUGCUGUCAUCCCGGAGUUGCUAGAGACUGGCAAAGAUAAGGGUGCCGAGAUUCGACAGACUAUCACCCAGUUUUUGGCUGUUGCUGUCGGAGCAGGGAUCAUGCUUUUGAUCUCUUGGGAUUGA
Molecule: messenger RNA, 1194 nt
Organism: Penicillium taxi
Lineage: Eukaryota; Fungi; Ascomycota; Eurotiomycetes; Eurotiales; Aspergillaceae
Product: Zn(2+) transporter YKE4
Exons: 4
Coding region: 1-1194 (397 amino acids)
Biological process (GO): zinc ion transmembrane transport; intracellular zinc ion homeostasis
Cellular component (GO): membrane
Molecular function (GO): zinc ion transmembrane transporter activity
Source: RefSeq, a predicted model, not a curated record